CGAAAGUUUGUUCUUGAAUGCAUACAGGUGUAUAAAGGCCUGCCGGCUCUUUGGUGGGUAAAAUCUGAUGAUUACAGCAAUAAAACGAAGAAGGAUGAAGCUUAUGCAACAUUAUUAGGAAAAUACCAGGAAAAAUUUCCUGAUGUCACAAAAGAUGAACUCCGAAAAAAGUUUGCAUUAAGAACAAAUUUUCGAAAGGAACUGAAAAAGGUGCUAGAUUCAACUAAGUCAGGAGUUGGAACGGAUGACAUCUAUCAACCAACACUUUGGUAUUUUGAUGCCAUGAGCUUUCUG
Molecule: messenger RNA, 294 nt
Organism: Lottia gigantea (owl limpet)
Lineage: Eukaryota; Metazoa; Mollusca; Gastropoda; Lottiidae
Exons: 1
Source: RefSeq, a predicted model, not a curated record